Messenger RNA from Melospiza georgiana, 1658 nucleotides. RefSeq names its product transcription factor AP-2 delta (gene TFAP2D). Gene Ontology annotation, cellular component: nucleus. The record is from RefSeq and is a predicted model, not a curated record. Gene Ontology annotation, biological process: regulation of transcription by RNA polymerase II; anatomical structure development; regulation of cell population proliferation. Bases 276 to 1562 code for a protein of 428 amino acids. Gene Ontology annotation, molecular function: RNA polymerase II transcription regulatory region sequence-specific DNA binding; DNA-binding transcription factor activity, RNA polymerase II-specific. The transcript has 8 exons. Lineage: Eukaryota; Metazoa; Chordata; Aves; Passeriformes; Passerellidae.
UUUUGUGUCAGCCCCAGAUAUUACAGCUGUGAUCAGGAGGUGGAUGGAUAGAUGGAUGGAUGGAUGGAUAGAUGAAUGAAUAGAUGGAUAGAUAGAUGGAUAGAUAGAUAGAUAGAUAGAUAGAUAGAUAGAUAGAUAGUUAGUUUUUAUUUCUGUGCGUGGAUUCCUUUUGCUUGACAGUAUUAAGGGCAGGCUGGGCUGUUUAUGAUUUUUUGAACAGACCUUUAUGGCACCAGCCCAAGAUACGUCAUGACGGAUCAAACAGUUACCGUUUGAUGCAGCUUGGAUGCCUGGAGUCUGUGGCCAACUCGACCGUCGCCUAUUCCUCCUCAUCUCCUCUCACUUACUCUACCACGGGCACCGAGUUCGCCUCCCCGUACUUCUCCACUAACCACCAGUACACCCCACUGCACCACCAGUCCUUCCACUACGAGUUCCAACACAGCCACCCGGCAGUCAACCCCGACGCUUACUCCUUGAACUCUCUCCACCACUCCCAGCAAUACUACCAGCAGAUCCACCAUGGAGAACCCACUGAUUUUAUCAACCUGCACAAUGCGCGGGCACUCAAGUCCUCCUGCUUGGACGAGCAGAGGAGAGAGCUGGGGUGCUUAGAUGCUUACCGCCGCCACGACCUGUCUCUUAUGAGCCAUGGAUCCCAAUAUGGGAUGCAUCCAGAUCAAAGACUCCUGCCAGGACCAAGCCUCGGGCUUGCAGCCUCGGGAGCAGACGAUUUGCAGAGCUCAGUGGAGGCCCAGUGUGGACUUGUACUCAACGGUCAAGGAGGUGUGAUAAGAAGAGGUGGCACCUGUGUUGUGAACCCCACUGACCUGUUCUGCUCCGUCCCUGGUCGCUUGUCCCUGCUCAGCUCCACUUCCAAGUACAAAGUGACCAUUGCAGAGGUGAAGAGGCGCCUUUCACCACCAGAAUGCCUCAACGCCUCCCUCCUGGGAGGUAUUUUGAGAAGAGCAAAAUCCAAGAACGGAGGACGCUGCUUGAGAGAAAAAUUAGACAGACUUGGACUAAAUUUGCCUGCAGGAAGAAGAAAAGCAGCAAAUGUCACACUCCUGACUUCCCUGGUAGAAGGGGAAGCGCUACAUUUGGCCAGAGAUUUCGGCUACACCUGUGAAACAGAGUUCCCUGCCAAGGCAGUAGGAGAGCACAUUGCCAGACAGCACAUGGAACAGAAAGAGCAGACAGCGAGGAAAAAGAUGAUCCUAGCGACCAAACAAAUAUGUAAAGAAUUCCAAGACCUUCUAAGUCAAGACAGAUCACCCCUCGGAUCCUCCAGACCAACUCCAAUAUUAGACCUCGACAUCCAGAGACAUUUAACACAUUUCAGUUUGAUCACUCACGGUUUCGGAACUCCUGCAAUAUGUGCUGCCCUAAGCACUUUCCAAACUGUUCUCAGUGAAAUGCUGAACUACUUGGAAAAGCACACAUCGCACAAAAACGGAGGAGCGGCGGAAUCCGGCCAAGGACACGCCAACUCGGAGAAAGCCCCCCUGCGGAAAACUUCAGAGGCUGCUGUGAAAGAGGGCAAAACAGAAAAGACAGACUAGCUACAUCAAACAGAAUCUAUUUCGAGAGAGUUCUUGCUGCUGAUAUUUUUUUUAAAUAUAUAUAUCAUUGAGGGCAAUUUAUCUCCAGUGGACCAA